AAAAAAAAAAAAACUCACGCGCUUUUAUUUCCUCUUUUCAUCGCCAAUCGCCGCAUCUCUGCCCUCAGCUUCAUAAGUCGCCCUUUUACUCUUCUCUUCCCCACCACCAUUUAAUAAAAAUAAUUAAAAAAAAAGACCAAAAAUUCAUAUCAAACCCUUUUUUUAUCUUUUAAAAUCAAGCAAUUAAAAAUCCUCACUGUCUUCUCCUAAUUCAGUAAAACCCUAGAUAUACUCACACCACUGCCCCCCUUAACCUGAGAAGAAAAACCCACCCUUUUUUUUCGACGGUGUCGUUUUUGUUUUAAGCUUUCUUUUUUGGCGCUCUUUACAAUGUCGGGUUCCGGUGGAGUUUCGAUCGCGAGAAGCCGAGGCGGCGAGAAUCGGUUUUAUAAUCCGCCGCCGAUGAGGAAACAACAGCAGCAGGUGAUGAAGAUGCAGCGGCGGGAACAAAGGCCGUUGAUUUCCAAGAGUCUGACGGAGAAGAGAACGGAUCACGAGGAAUGCGCCACAUCAUCGCCAUCUUCAUCGUCGGUGAAUAAUAGUAUUGAUAAUAAUAAUAAAAGAAAUGAUGAUAAUUCGACGAAUUUGGAUCGGUUCUUGGAGUUUACCACUCCUGUGGUUCCGGCUCAAUAUUUACCCAAGACAAGCAUAAGAGGAUGGAGACGCCGAGAGCGUGGACUGGAGUCUACUCCAUAUUUUGUGCUCGAGGAUUUGUGGGAGUCUUUUAAGGAAUGGAGUGCGUAUGGAGUUGGGGUUCCUCUUUUGUUGAAUGGGAGUGAAUGUGUAAUGCAAUACUAUGUUCCAUACUUGUCUGGCAUUCAGCUGUAUAUAGAUCCAUCGAGACCCUCUCCAAGGCAAAGGAGGCCUGGUGAGGAGAGUGAUACUGAGUCUUCCAGGGAGACAAGUAGCGAUGGUAGCAACAGUGAUUGUGGAAUAGGAAGAAGAGAGAGGGCUUGGAGUCAGCUGGAGAUUGCAGAUGCGAAUAUUCAGAGAUUGACUAGACUGUCACUUAGAAAUAGACCCUCUGAGGGUUCAUCAAGUGAUGAAAGUGGUCAGCUUAUUUUUGAAUAUUUAGAGCAUGAUCAACCAUUUAGUCGUGAGCCAUUGGCUGACAAGAUAUCAGUUCUGGCAUCUCGAUUUCCAGCAUUAAGGACAUACAGGAGCUGUGAUCUAUCACAGUCAAGUUGGAUUUCUGUGGCAUGGUAUCCUAUAUAUAGGAUACCAAUGGGUCCAACUCUGCAAAAUCUGGAUGCCUGUUUUUUAACAUAUCACUCUCUGUCUAUGCCCUCACCAGGUACUGGCACGGAUGUGCGGCCCUUCCGAGGCUUUAAUGUUAGGGAGUUUCAUGGUACUGACAUGUCCUUAAAGCUACCAUUGCCUACCUUUGGACUUGCUUUCUAUAAGUUCAAAGUUUCCGUUUGGGACCCUGACGAAGUUAAUGAAUCUCAGAAAGCUAAUUCCCUUUUGCAAGAUGCUGAUGACUGGCUUAGGGGUUUGCAAGUGAAUCAUCCGGAUUUCAGGUUCUUUGUUUCCCACAAUAAAUACUGGAGGUGAUCUAAGUUCCAAAUGCAUAACAGAACUGACCACUUAACUUGGAAGAGAAUCCCAGUAUCUCAUCUAAUUGACUUCCAAACUGCCCCAACAAUCAGUAUUUGCUCAUACAUAUACUUGAAAUUGCAUGCCCUAUUUGUAGUUCUUCCUCAUGGAUGUGAGUAAGAUGCUUUAUUUUGUGUGAAUUAUGGUGGAUACAGAACACUGACAGGCAUGAUAUUCCAUUUCAUCCGUUGAGCUUCCCAUGAAACUCCUUGUUCUUUUAUCAGUGUCAUGGCCUUGAAAGAGACCGAGGUCAAUCGCUACAGCCUUCUGGCCAAAAAAAAAAAAGGGUUACAUCCUCGUAAUAAGUUGUUUGAUGAUGAAAAUCUCUGAUAUUUGUGUAAACUUGUGUCCUUUUGAGCUUAGUAUGUAUAACAUACUACUUAUACCAACACUUCCAUGGAGCUUGAUCUUGGAUCCGAAGUCAAAUCAUCGUUUUUCAGUGGAAGUGAAAUAAGAUGUUACCUCUUUAGCUCUUC
Messenger RNA from Durio zibethinus, 2072 nucleotides. RefSeq lists its product as uncharacterized. NCBI's taxonomy places the organism in Eukaryota, Viridiplantae, Streptophyta, Magnoliopsida, Malvales, Malvaceae. The record is from RefSeq and is a predicted model, not a curated record.